CUAUUCCAUUAUAUUUCCUUAAUUCCUUUUCUAGUUAUGCAUGUGUAUCAAGGAUUUCAAUUUCUAGCAUAUUUCCUUUACUUUAAUUCGUUUUGUUGGUAGUAAUCUUAAAGAAAUUGGAGGCCUGUGAGUGUCCGAGAUUAUCGUAAAGUUGGAUGAGAAUUUUAAGUUAGUCGUACUGGUACCGACGGUGACUACUGAGAGUUGGAUUGAAAUGGCCGUACGUAGCAGCAGCAGGUAGAUGAAGAAAGACGGGUUUCUUUUAUUAUGCGCCAUCAAAUAAUGGAGUAUAGCUAUCUCAAAUGAAAUCCUACCAUUGAAAUGACAGCCAUUCUUAAUAUUAUCCCGUACCCUACAUCUACCUUCCUUCCCAGUUCCCAAAGCCGCCACGUGUCAGAGUUCAUAAAGGGCAAAUCAAAAGGGUAGCUUAGCUAAAUACUAGCAAAAGACAAAAUAGCAACGGCCCUGAUCAGGCGCAGAUCUGCACUGCGAAGCUGGGGGCAAUUGAAUUCUCUUCACACUGAGACUCGGUGUAGCGGCUUUGUUUGUUUCUUUGCUAUAAACACACACACACUUCAACAGCACACCAUUUAGAUCUCUCCGCUCCGGUGCCUAGUCGGAUCCGGGCCGGCGUUUCUGGACCGGCCCAUGUCCGCCCUUUGACUCGGCCCAACCCAACAAACCGCACCGCCGCUGCAUCCCUCUUCCCAUGGGCCAGUGCUACGGCAAGCCCAAUCCCACCGGCGGUAACCACCAUGACGUCGACCCAGCCGCCGCAAUUGAGGCCUCCGGGGAAGCAUUUCGCUCGCCGCUCCCCUCCUCCGCCGCCACCAACGGCUUCCCGUCGGUGAAGAACACGCCGGCUCGCUCGUCCUCGCAUGCGAGCCCAUGGCCAAGCCCGUACCCUCACGGCGUGAACGCCAGCCCGUUGCCGGGGGACGGGGUGUCGCCGUCGCCGGCCAGAGGGACUACGCCGAGGAGGUUCUUUAGACGGCCGUUUCCUCCUCCGUCUCCGGCGAAGCACAUAAGGGCGUCGCUGGCGAAGAGGCUGGGGCAGGGUAAGCCGAAGGAGGGGCCGAUACCGGAGGAUCGAGGGGCGGAGGCGGAGGCGGUGGCGGAGCAGUCUCUUGACAAGAGCUUCGGUUAUGGAAAGAACUUUGGAGCUAAGUAUGAGCUGGGAAACGAAGUGGGGCGAGGGCAUUUUGGUCAUACCUGCUCCGCCAGGGUGAAGAAGGGUGAACUCAAAGACCAGCUUGUUGCUGUCAAAAUCAUUUCCAAGGCCAAGAUGACCACGGCAAUAGCAAUUGAAGAUGUUCGUAGAGAGGUGAAGCUAUUAAAAGCUCUAUCUGGCCAUAAGCAUCUUGUCAAAUUUUAUGAUGCUUACGAGGAUGCCAACAACGUGUACAUAGUUAUGGAAUUGUGUGAAGGUGGGGAGCUUCUUGACCGGAUUUUGUCAAGAGGGGGAAGAUAUACAGAGGAGGACGCAAAGGUUAUAGUUUUGCAGAUUCUAAGUGUAGUUGCUUUUUGUCAUCUUCAAGGUGUUGUCCACCGUGACCUAAAGCCUGAGAAUUUUCUCUUCACUUCAAGGAGCGUAGAUGCUGAUAUGAAGCUUAUAGAUUUUGGUCUAUCUGAUUUCAUCAGGCCAGAUGAACGGUUGAAUGACAUUGUUGGGAGUGCAUAUUAUGUUGCACCUGAGGUCCUUCACAGGUCAUAUAGUCUAGAAGCAGAUAUAUGGAGUAUUGGUGUUAUCACCUACAUCUUACUAUGUGGAAGUCGCCCUUUCUGGGCUCGAACAGAAUCUGGAAUUUUUCGUGCAGUGCUCAGAGCUGAUCCGAACUUCGAUGAUCUGCCCUGGCCAACUGUGUCUUCAGAGGCUAAGGACUUUGUCAAAAGGCUCUUAAACAAGGAUUACAGGAAAAGAAUGACCGCUGUCCAAGCACUGACUCACCCUUGGUUAAGGGAUGACAGUCGUCCUAUUCCAUUAGAUAUAUUAAUUUAUAAAUUAGUGAAGUCAUAUCUUCAUGCGACUCCAUUCAAGCGUGCAGCAGUGAAGGCCCUUUCAAAAGCCUUGACAGAGGAUGAGUUAGUUUAUCUUAGAGUACAAUUCAGAUUGUUGGAACCAAAUAGAGAUGGGCAUGUCUCCCUUGACAAUUUCAAAAUGGCUCUUGCUCGUCAUGCCACUGAUGCCAUGAGGGAGUCAAGGGUUCUCGAAAUCAUACAUGCGAUGGAACCACUUGCCCAUAGGAAGAUGGAUUUCGAAGAAUUUUGUGCCGCUGCUAUUAGCACUUAUCAACUGGAGGCACAUGAUAGGUGGGAAGAUAUUGCCAAUACUGCUUUUGAGCAUUUUGAGAGAGAAGGCAACCGUGUGAUAUCAGUUGAAGAGUUAGCAAGAGAGUUGAAUCUUGGUCCUUCAGCUUAUGGCAUUCUCAAAGAUUGGAUACGAAAUACUGAUGGGAAGCUCAAUUUACUUGGAUAUACAAAAUUCUUACAUGGCGUGACUCUCCGGUCAAACCCAAGACACCGAUGACCUUAGACCUUUGGCAUAUAAAGGUAGGGAGAAAAGAUCUUAUAGGUUUAUAGGAAUUUAUUUUCUUCAUUUUUUGUUUCUGGACAGUGUGUAUAAAUGAGUGUGAUAGCUGAUAUGGUAUGAGGAAAGGUUGAGUCAAUAUUCCUGCUCUCUGCUGUCGCCCUAUUUUGCAGUUUGCAGAUACUAUGUUUCUACGGGUUUGAGCCCGUAGCGCGCUUAUUCAUUUGUUUCCGAACGUUUCCAACCAGUACAAAAAAUCAAAGGAUCAAAUGUGAAAA
Arachis stenosperma is the source of this 2805-nucleotide messenger RNA. Its product is annotated as CDPK-related kinase 3-like. NCBI's taxonomy places the organism in Eukaryota, Viridiplantae, Streptophyta, Magnoliopsida, Fabales, Fabaceae. The transcript has 12 exons. The record is from RefSeq and is a predicted model, not a curated record. Bases 710 to 2527 code for a protein of 605 amino acids. Gene Ontology annotation, biological process: peptidyl-serine phosphorylation; protein autophosphorylation; intracellular signal transduction. Gene Ontology annotation, cellular component: cytoplasm; nucleus. Gene Ontology annotation, molecular function: calcium-dependent protein serine/threonine kinase activity; calmodulin binding; ATP binding.